AUGGGGCCCAACAAAGCUAUCGCGGCCGCAAUCGUGGCAUUCGCAGCCCAAACAGCUAGUGCGAAACCCGUUGACAUUCAACCAAAAAUUAUUGGAGGAUGGGAAGCCAACCAGGCUGAGUGGCCUUGGAUCGUCUCUAUACGACUUGAAUAUCCGGGCGGGCGACAUCGCCACAUCUGCGGCGGAACGUUGGUGUCACCCGACACUAUAGUCACGGCCGCCCAUUGUAAUCAAGAUAGACUCCGGCCUGGCUUGUUUUCAGUCCUUGCUGGGUCAAAUGACCGCGAAAGCAGAGAAGCUACUGUCGUUGGAGUAGCUCAAAUUAUUGACCACCCACGGUUUAGCACUGAAACCAUGCAAAAUGAUAUUUCUGUUUGGAAACUAUCAAGACCAAUUCCAGAAAGUAACACGAUUAAAUAUGCCAGGAUGCCGCGGCAGGGCGAGGACCUGCCACGCUCAGCUGCAGUAAAGGUAGCUGGCUGGGGAGCUAUACGGGACACAAGAAAUAAACCACAAGGUGCUCAAGGCAUACUGGCACGAGAUGCUCCACAAGAGCCUUCCCCGAAACGAUGGGUUCCUGUCAUCACUCCGGGCCCCCAGCCGCGGCCUCCAGUCGACGAGACAAUGUCGCCUUUCCUCCUGCGAGAAGCUUCGCUCAGCGUCGUCGACCUCAACUCCUGCAUAGAGGCAUACAUAUCUGCGUCUAAAUCCAAGCGUGGCCAAUUCAGCAAAAGCUUCGUUCCGCAAUUUGCACAAACUAUGAUGUGCGCAGGUGUAUACGGAGGGGCCCAGGAUUCCUGCUAUGGAGACAGUGGCGGUCCUCUUGUUGAUGCCAACUCCAAAGCACUGGUUGGUGUAGUUUCGUUUGGUCUUGCUUGUGGACAUCCGAAAGCUCCCGGCGUUUAUACCAAAGUCAGCAGCUAUCUGGACUUUAUUAGGCGAGUAGCUGGCAAUAUCGGCGGUAACGGCGACAAUGGCAAUGGUAACGGCGAUAAUAACAAUAACAGUGAUAACGGCGAUAACAGCAGCGGCAACGGCGACGAUGACGGCGUUACUCAGGUGCCUCCAAACAACUAUAAUUACUGUAGACACUUGAUUGGACAAUUCUUGCUAACCGCCGGUAACGGCGUCGUUAUCCAGGUGCCUCCAAACUUUAUUUACUGUUUACGCUUGCUUUCUAAAGUCCAGCCAUCUUUCUAG
Metarhizium brunneum ARSEF 3297 is the source of this 1200-nucleotide messenger RNA. It is a transcript of the gene PRSS8, whose product is annotated as Prostasin. Gene Ontology annotation, biological process: proteolysis. Lineage: Eukaryota; Fungi; Ascomycota; Sordariomycetes; Hypocreales; Clavicipitaceae. The record is from RefSeq and is a predicted model, not a curated record. Gene Ontology annotation, molecular function: serine-type endopeptidase activity.